UAUGAGGUUUUUUGAAUUCGGAUCCUCAGCCGCGUUUUCCAGCGGCCCGUCCUGCGGCGCCCCAAAAUGACGUCGUUUUGGGGUGAGAUUUCCAAAAAAAAAAUAAACAAAAACAUAGAAUCAGAAAUAAAGAAGAGAGAGAAGAAGAAAGAAGUAGUGAGGAAGAGAGAAAGGACUGUUGCCGAUCGUUGCCGUUUCCUCCCGAUCAUCCUCGUUGCCGUUUCCCCCCGAUCGUCCGUUGCCAAUCGUUUGCCGUUCACCGAACUGUUGAGUCAGAUCUGUUGAUACCGAUUGAAAGAGAUCGAGAUGGGAAGUAAAGAUGAAUUAAUGGAGGCUCUCAAGAAGGAAGCUGUUGAUUUGGAGAGUAAGAUUUUGAAGUUUUGGGGGUUUAUGUGGAACCCUCUUUCGUGGGUCAUGGAAGCUGCAGCUAUUAUGGCCAUUGCCCUUGCCAACGGAGAAGUAAGCGCUGGUUCUUUGUUGCCUUUUUGUUUGGUUGCUGAGAAAAUUUUAGACAGGUUUUGUAUUUUUUUCUAGGAAAAAAAGUAGGAAAUUGGUCGGCAAAUUUUUUUGGAGAAAUUUGAGAUGGUGGCGCCAUGGGUGAAGGGAGGCUUCUUCUUCUCCUCCCUCUGUUGCUCAUGUUCUGUCUUUUUCUUUUUCUUUUUUUUUUAAAUUGAAAUCUCGCUCCAAAACGACGUCGUUUUGGGGCGUCGCAGGACGAGCUGCUGGAAAACGCGGCCGAGGAUCCGAAC
Molecule: messenger RNA, 749 nt
Organism: Camellia sinensis
Lineage: Eukaryota; Viridiplantae; Streptophyta; Magnoliopsida; Ericales; Theaceae
Source: RefSeq, a predicted model, not a curated record